Solanum pennellii is the source of this 728-nucleotide messenger RNA. RefSeq names its product thioredoxin H2-like. The record is from RefSeq and is a predicted model, not a curated record. The transcript has 3 exons. Bases 121 to 528 code for a protein of 135 amino acids. Gene Ontology annotation, molecular function: protein-disulfide reductase activity. Lineage: Eukaryota; Viridiplantae; Streptophyta; Magnoliopsida; Solanales; Solanaceae.
AGCAAUUACCAAUAUAAAAGGGGUCCAAACAAAUCUCUAAAUUCCAACAUCAAAGCCAAAGAAAUCUAUCAAAACCAUAAGUUGAAGAGCAAAAAAUCUUUUACUCCAAAGAAAAAAAAAAUGGGUGCUAACUACUCAACUACUUUGCAUGAAGCUCAUAAUAUGCCAACCACACCACAAUUCAAGAGAUCUCAAGUCAUUGCUUUCCACUCUUCAACAAAAUGGAAGCUCCAUUUUGAUUCUUUGAAAGAUACAAAUAAAUUGGUUGUUAUUGACUUCACAGCUACAUGGUGUGGUCCUUGCAAAUAUAUGGAACCAGUUCUCAAUGAUUUUGCUACUAAAUAUACAGAUGUUGAGUUUGUCAAGAUUGAUGUUGAUGAAUUGGAUGAUGUAGCUCAGGAAUAUGGGGUUCAAUCGAUGCCAACGUUCGUGUUGAUGAGGAAAGGGAAGGUUGUUGACAAGAUUGUGGGAGCAGAUAAAGAUGGACUAAAGAUGAAAAUUGAGAAACAUAAAGCUAUGUUCAUGUAAGAAAAUUAAACCUAAGUGUGCAACAAAUUUUAAGCAGAGUUUGAUGGAAUGACACUUCCCUUGUAGAAUAAGACUUCAUGUCUUUUAUCACAUUUUGAUUGAGAGAACACAGCACAUUAUUGUAAACUUCACAUUCAAGAGGCUGAUUAAAGCACUAAUUUUAUACAUUUGCUUGGUUUGAACAAGUGUAUUAAUUCUGA